Messenger RNA from Amphimedon queenslandica, 753 nucleotides. RefSeq lists its product as uncharacterized. The transcript is spliced from 2 exons. The coding region runs from base 382 to 753 and encodes 123 amino acids. The record is from RefSeq and is a predicted model, not a curated record. NCBI's taxonomy places the organism in Eukaryota, Metazoa, Porifera, Demospongiae, Haplosclerida, Niphatidae.
CUGGUUUUCUCAUAUUGGGUCACAUAUAUAUAUACUGAGUAUUAUAAAACCCAUAAUAAUACUGAUUCAUACAACCAAUAAUACUGUGAUUAAUAAUACACAUACAUGUACAUAUAUUGUCACUCUGUUAGUCUCUCUCACUGAAUGCCUUUGGUGUAGGCAGUGGCCAAUAGACCAGCACACUUAAUAAUCCUAUUAUGCCAAACACACCAACCAAUACUAGUGAUGUAGCAACUAAGGGGGAGAGAGAUAAGGAAAUUAGGACAUGAUAUUGGAAUGUGUUUGUCUCUCUUCACAUUAGCAAUAAUCUCUGUACAUUGCAUCCUCAGUGAACAUGCAUCUGUUGUUGGCAAGGCUAUAAUGGGCAGUGUAAAUUAGUCAAUGUCUCUGUCUCACAUGAAACUCUCUAAACAGCUCAAGACUCAGGAGUCACGUGCUGCUGAAGCUUCAAAAGAAACUGAACAAGCUCUUCAAGAUAAGGCAGUCAUUGAGGAGGCACUGGAGCUGGAGAGAACUAGAAUGCAAAUACAACUAGCUCAGUUCACUAAACUCAUCAACUAUAGACACAACACACCUAGUGCAGCUAAGAAGAGGAGUAACCCCAAGAAGGGUUUAAAGUUAAGCCGUAAGAAACGUGAUCCAGAGAAGGAGAGAAGUGAAUGGAUGAUAUUAAAAGAUAUUGCAAAGAACUCUAAAGAUAAUAAAGGUAUAUACACUAAUGAUCAAUUGUAUAUGUAUAAAAAAUGUUUUUAA